Portunus trituberculatus (swimming crab) is the source of this 2275-nucleotide messenger RNA. RefSeq names its product putative diacyglycerol O-acyltransferase MT1468. Bases 8 to 1891 code for a protein of 627 amino acids. Gene Ontology annotation, biological process: triglyceride biosynthetic process. The record is from RefSeq and is a predicted model, not a curated record. Gene Ontology annotation, molecular function: long-chain-alcohol O-fatty-acyltransferase activity; diacylglycerol O-acyltransferase activity. The transcript is spliced from 9 exons. Lineage: Eukaryota; Metazoa; Arthropoda; Malacostraca; Decapoda; Portunidae. Gene Ontology annotation, cellular component: plasma membrane.
GAGACAAAUGACACGUUUAAAGGAAGAGUCAGAGAGGGAAGUGAGACAGUCCUCUAAGCAGCGGCGUAGAGGAUCACGUCAAGGCCACUAUACAUACUGCAGCAGCAUGGCGGUGUUCCCGAUGGAGCGACACGUGUACUCCGGGAUGCUGGACAACGCCACAAGGUCCCUCAACGGACCCUUCCACCCCCUCGCCCUUCCACCCAAGUCCACCACAUUCUCCUGGCUGGAAAUCGUCGCGCAGCAUGAGUUCCUUCUCCUUCCAGCCCUGCAGAACAUGUCCCUGGCCUUGCUGGUGCUCCUCGUGCCGCAGGUCUCCACUGGCAACCCCAAGAAGCUGCUCUCACCUUUGAAGCGCCUGCUGGCUCGUGUUUUCUUCUUCCACUUGCUGUUUAACACGGUGAAAGCAAUAGUCGGGGUGGUGCUAAUGAUGGCGAUGCUGCCCAUGCUCUCCGUCAUGGUUUUCUUCUGGAUGACUUCCAUCCUUGUGAGGCUGUGCUACGCUAUUCUGUGGGGCCCCUGUGUCAAAAAGGCGGAGGGGCUGGACUGCGUGUGGGGGGUGGAGGAGAAGGAAAACAAACCAUUUAUUACCGUGUGCCUGCGCGUGCACGGCGUCACAGACCUACAAGCGGUGCAGCGAGCUAUCUUCACCAAGAUCGUGCAGGUGCGGGACGAUUCCGGAGAGUACAAGUACAAAAAGUUCCGCCAGCUGUUCUCGCAGCGGUUCGGUUACUACUGCUGGAGGGACGACAGCCACUUCGACAUCAACAACCACGUGCGGGAGUUAAAGCUGAGUAGCCUCCUCCCGUCAUUCGAAGACGCUGAGGGAGAACACGAGGCUGCGGCAGGGGAGGAGAGGCACAAGGACAACGAUGACGCCACGGACGAGAUGGUGCAACGCUAUGUGAGCGAGGAGCUGACGAAAGCGAUGCCGGAGGACAAGCCACAGUGGGAGGUGCUGCUGGUGGAUCGAGGUGAUGGCAGGUACAAUGUGCUGCUAAGGCUCCAUCACGCUAUCGGAGACGGUGUGACGCUCGUGAGAUUGUGUGUGGAGGCUUUGGUGGAUACGCCCCUCCCUCGUCCCCCUGUUGGAGCUCCCCCGCCUGGCCCCUUCGUCAGGGCUGUUAUGACGGUGUGGUCCCUGAUGAUGCUGCCUUUCGGUAUCCUGAAGGUGGCAGCAAACUUCGACCGUAACUGUCUUCAUGGUCUUCCUCUCUCAGGCUGCAAGUUGAUGACGUGGUCGAGGGGCAUGCCACUGAGUGUCCUCCGGCAGGUGAAGAACGAAGCCUCUACCACUGUUAACGACGUCCUUAUGACCUGCCUCUCCGCUGCCCUCGCGAAGCACUUUACCCGCAGAGGAAGUCAAAAAGUGACGGUGGUGGUGCCUGUCAGCUUCCACGACCCCCAUGAGCCUCUGACUCUCACCAACCUCUUCUCCAUCGCCACAGUCAAGCUCCCUGUAGGCAAGGCACUGCAGGCACCCCGCUCCAGACUCGCAGCUGUCAAGAAAGUACUCGAUGACACGAAGCGAGACCCAACGCUGGGGGCGGUGUACUGGGUAGUGAAGGCGACCAGCGAGAUCUUCCCCGCCCCUGUGGCCUCCUACCUCUUCAAUAGCCAGGGCAUCACCUUAUGUGCCAGCAAUGUGCCAGGCCCCCAGCAGGAGAUAACCAUAUGGGGAGACAAGGUGGAGGACUUGGUGUUCUGGGUGCCUAACAGAGGUCCCGUGGGCGUGGGUGUGUCAUUCUUCAGCUACAAGGGCAUGGUGAAGAUUGGUCUUAAUGUGGACCUGGCCCUCUUCCGCUCAAAGGAUGAGGCGAAGCUGCUGCUGGAAGACAUGGAGGAGGAACUCAAGCUACUGCACCGCCGCCUCCUCCCGCAGCAGGGUUAGACUUAGAAAACCCACCCCACCUUUCAAGACCCUCAACCUCACCAGGACCUUACUACAGAAAACAAAUCAACUCCACCGCAUAUAGCCUGAACACCUUGCCACCGCAUACCGCACCUUUGGGGCACAAGAGGAUGUGACAGACAGCCUGUAUGGCCCCAACAAACCCUUAAGAAGAAGAACAACCCACCCUACCCCAGUUAACCUGCACCAGUCAGCCUGCUCCUUCAGAUUCCCAAAACCACGGCCAUUACACAUACACGAUUAGUUUAGCCUGUAUCAAAUUCACCAAACUCAUCACCAUGGUACAUUUGGGGUAUAAUCUUAGUGUUUUCACGAUAAGUUUACGGAUAAUAUGAAAAAGAAAAUAAACUUUGUUCCAUACAA